Molecule: messenger RNA, 2631 nt
Organism: Tyto alba (common barn owl)
Lineage: Eukaryota; Metazoa; Chordata; Aves; Strigiformes; Tytonidae
Gene: RRAGD
Product: Ras related GTP binding D
Exons: 7
Coding region: 233-1468 (411 amino acids)
Biological process (GO): cellular response to starvation; regulation of autophagy; positive regulation of TOR signaling
Cellular component (GO): nucleus; lysosome; Gtr1-Gtr2 GTPase complex
Molecular function (GO): GTP binding; GTPase activity
Source: RefSeq, a predicted model, not a curated record
CCGGCGGCCCGUGACCGGCCGCGUCAGGUGACGCGGGUCACGCCGCCGCCCCCGCCCCCGCUGCGCCGCGCCGCGCGCUCCGCCGAGCGCCGUGCGGGGGAGGGGAGCGGCGGGGAGCGGCGGCGAGGCACGGCGCCAGCGCGGCACCUGGGUGUCCCCCCUCCCCGACCCCCCCCCCCCCCCCCCCGCGGCUGAGGGGGCCCUCGGAGCCCCCGCCGGGAGCGCGGCCGGCAUGAGCCAGGUGCCGAGAAAGCUGCCGGAGGAGGAGGAGGAGGAGGAGGAAGAAGAGGAGGAGGAGGAGGAGGGCGACGAGGAGGAGGAAGAGGAGGAGGAGGAGAUCGCAGGCUUGGCGGGUUACGCCGACGGGGCCGAGUCCUCGGACGGGGACGCGGAGAGCGGCGGCGAUGAGGCGUUUUUGGAUUUCAAUGAUCCCUUCAGUACUGAAGUUAAGCCAAGAAUCCUGCUCAUGGGAUUGAGAAGAAGUGGAAAGUCUUCCAUUCAGAAAGUUGUCUUUCACAAAAUGUCACCGAAUGAGACUCUCUUCUUGGAGAGCACAAACAAGAUCUGCAGAGAGGAUGUUUCCAACAGCUCCUUUGUCAACUUUCAGAUAUGGGAUUUUCCUGGGCAAAUUGACUUCUUUGACCCUACAUUUGACUAUGAGAUGAUUUUCAGAGGCACUGGAGCACUGAUAUUUGUUAUUGAUUCUCAGGAUGAUUAUAUGGAAGCAUUAGCUCGGCUGCAUCUUACUGUGACCAGAGCCUAUAAAGUGAAUCCAGAUAUCAACUUUGAAAUCUUUAUCCAUAAAGUGGAUGGCUUAUCUGAUGAUCACAAGAUUGAAACGCAACGAGAUAUUCACCAGAGGGCAAAUGAUGACCUUGCAGAUGCUGGAUUGGAGAAGAUUCACCUCAGCUUUUAUCUGACAAGCAUAUAUGAUCAUUCUAUAUUUGAAGCGUUUAGCAAAGUGGUACAGAAACUGAUUCCACAGCUCCCAACACUGGAAAACCUGCUUAACAUCUUUAUUUCAAAUUCUGGGAUUGAAAAAGCAUUUUUAUUUGAUGUAGUCAGUAAGAUCUAUAUUGCAACGGACAGUACUCCAGUGGACAUGCAAACUUACGAGCUCUGCUGUGAUAUGAUAGAUGUUGUGAUUGACAUUUCUUGUAUAUAUGGGCUUAAAGAUGAUGGCACUGGAACUCCUUAUGACAAAGAAUCAAUGGCGAUCAUAAAACUGAACAAUACAACUGUCCUUUAUUUAAAAGAGGUGACAAAAUUCCUUGCUCUUGUUUGUUUUGUCAGAGAAGAAAGCUUUGAGAGAAAAGGAUUAAUAGACUACAAUUUCCAUUGUUUUCGAAAAGCCAUACAAGAAGUAUUUGAAGUGAGAAUGAAAGUAGUAAGAUCUCGAAAACAUCAAAGCCACGUGCAAAAAAAUAAAAGACCCACUCCCAAUGGGACACCAAGAAUGCCACUGUAACUGAGGUUUUUCUGUCAAAUGUGGCAAGCAAAGUUUUUGUGAAGUUGAUGUGACUUCUGCAUCUGAUUGCACUGAGUGAAGAGGAAAAUGAAUGGGACUGAUGUAUUAUAUGAAUUUUCCCUGAACGUUCAGAAAGCACUGUUUAAAUAUUUUUAUCCAAUCAGUUUUUUUCAUAUAGUGAGCACUUUGAGCAAAAUGUUGUAUAUAUAAGCAUUGAGGUGAACACUUGUAAGAAUUUUCUUAAUAUAUGCUGUAAACCUUUUUCAUGCCAUAUUAAGAAGAAACAGCUGUGACAGAAAUAAUGGGUACAUAAUUUGCACUUUUUCAUGUUUUCCUUGUGGAGUUGGACUUUGAUAAACUUAGUUUUUAUGGUGAUUCUGAUGCAUGGUGUCAGGUAAAAUGUAUGCUGUAGUUUAUUUACCUGCUACAAUCAAAUUGGUUAGUAAACAAUUAAGAAAACUUGGUACAAUGCCUUUUAAAAUUUGUGACAGCUAAUACCUAACAUUCAUACAGAUCUAAUUUCGUAUAUUUUUCAAUUUGUAAACUGAAGAAUAGUUUUGAAGUAUUACAGCAAUAAGUACCUUACCAGAGAUCAUAACUGGUAGGUAAAUAUUAGCUUUUAUAAAACAGGCUUUUGGCCAAAUUUCAUCCGGAAUUCUCCAUAACACUGGUCAUGCCCUCUGGGUCUGUUUUUAUUAUUUACCUCAGCAUAUACCACUAAAAUACCUUUCUAUAAAGAUAAUUGUUUUGUAAAAUGGCUCUAUGUUGCACUGGUAUUUUUAUAAGGCUUCAGAGGAGGGUGUUGUAUCUGAAAGGUUGAAUUUACAUUGCUAAGUUUGUUUUGAGAGCCUGCGCAUCUACAGUUGGCACAGUAAAGAAUCUCUAUGUAUUUCCAUCCUGACACUCUGAUGUACUGAUAGGAAGUCCUAAAGAUCUGAGCACUGAGUUCUGAUUCCCUCUAAUAGGGGUACGUCUGUGAUUUGAAAUCAAGAAGAGACCGUUAAAAUGAGGAUUGGACAAUCUACCUGCUGUGGUAAUCAACGUACAUCACUACUAUUUUUUUUCUUAAUAUUGAACAUGGGCAGACUUACCACAGGAUCAGCCAGGACAGCAGAGCAUUCUCAAACCUAAAAAGAAGUAAAACUUACUUUCUGAGUUCUGUA